This is a messenger RNA of Acanthochromis polyacanthus (spiny chromis), 4192 nucleotides long. RefSeq names its product family with sequence similarity 72 member A (gene fam72a). Gene Ontology annotation, cellular component: cytosol. Lineage: Eukaryota; Metazoa; Chordata; Actinopteri; Pomacentridae. The record is from RefSeq and is a predicted model, not a curated record. The transcript has 4 exons. Bases 1292 to 1741 code for a protein of 149 amino acids.
GGUCAGCCUCAGUGCGCAGGACAAGCAUGGAUGAAAACGUGGGUAGUAGUCAUUUGGACUCAGAAACCACAAUUGCUGCUGGCAAGCUCUAAACUGCGGGCAGAAAAACCGAGGUAUGUUUGGUCAGGUGAGUUUCGUUUAAAUGUUUGACAGAGAAGGCCUCAGUACAUGGCAAACUUUAAGAGGAAGUCAAACUUUCAAUACAUUUAACCCACACAGUCCAUAGGUAAGCUAGGUUAAUGUGGGUAACGUUAGCAAAAACAUUUUAACUUCCACUUGACAUAAACUUUUAAGUCACGUUACAACUAGUGACAAGAGACUUAGUGUCUGCGAAUAUGAUUAUAUCCCCAAGAAAAACCGUGACGAACCAUGUGCUUCUGGGAAAGUACUUAGCUAACGUUAGCCCAAAAUUACCCAAAAAGUCGGAGCUUUAGCCAGUUAGCAAACAACUCUUUAGCUCCAGCGUGGGCUUUACACAUUCACUGAUGAUAUCAUUGUGAUUUAACUUAUCAACCAUGUGGCGUUUGUCUAAAAUAACAACUUUUAACGGAAUAUAGUGAUUUCAGUGUGUCGUUAAGACGCACACCCUCUCUGGAAUAUCAAAGCAGGAACUUUUUUUUAAUCGAUGACUCCGCCUAAUUUUAUAGGACAAGCGAAAUACUUCCCACACUACGAUUAGUGAAAUGGCAUUUGAAUGACAUUCAGUUAAGCCAAUUAGUUUUAAGAAGCUGUGAAUGAGGGCGUUUCAGUUCGAAUUUCUAACCAAUAAAAUUGAGAUUUUGUAACGAAGCUGGCCAAUGGCUUCGCUUACCACGAGGCAUAUCCAAUCAGAGUGAGGGUUAGGGUCUUUUAAAGAUAGUUUCAGGAAGUGCCGUUAAAUACCAGGAAGUUGUAAACAAAGCUGACAGCUAUUUAGUUAGCUGUUAACAACGUCUGGAUGGAUGCAGAGCCGGCGGUGUAAAACAGGCUAGUGUAACGCCGACUUUGUGUAUUCAUCAAUAAUAUAGCCAGCCAGCUCUUUCUGAAAGAGUUCGCUUUGCGGAUUUGUACAUUCUUCCGUGUUACACAAGCUAACGUUAGCUGCCUUCCGUUCAAUCGUCAGGAAAGAGGCUAACGUUUGCACAAGGACGUUGGAGCUCUCUAUACCUCUCUGAGUUCAUCUAAAUCAAUUUUUAUUUGACUGAAUUGCACGGAUAGUUACGACCAACCGGAUCCGGCUCUUGUUUUCUGCUGCAUUUGGUGUCUGGAAGCAGAAAGAGCGAGAGAGUUCGUCCAUUUUAGCAAAACAACAAUGUCUACAUCCAACGCUAAUUUUAAGAACAAGUGUGUGACCCAGGUGAACUGUAUAUUUUGUGAGAGUCUGCUGUGCACAAGAGGCAUGAAGGCAGUGCUUCUUGCAGACACUGAGGUUGAGCUUUUUUCCACCGAUAUUCCUCCGAAUAGGACUGUUGACUUUGUGGCCAGCUGCUACUCUACUGAAAGCUGUAAAUGCAAACUGAGAGACAUUGCAUGUCUCAAAUGUGGCAAUGUUGUGGGCUAUCAUGUUGUAGCCCCCUGUAAACCCUGCCUGCUCUCCUGUAACAACGGCCAUUUCUGGAUGUUCAAUAGUGAUGCUGUAUCUACUCUGAACAGACUGGAUGCGACAGGUCUGAAUCUGCUCCUGUGGGGAGACCUUCCUGAGCUAGACGACAGUGAGAAUGAAGAAUCAGAAAGCCCAUCAGAGGAGGAGUGUAUUAGGUAGAAAGGGAAACGGACAUUGUGAGAGACCUGGAGCACCAAUAUUUGAGAGCUGGAGCUAAAACAGUGUACAAACCAUGCCGGGAUGAGAGAGAAAAGACGAGCCUUAAAGGGUAAUUGAACACUGAAUCACAAAAGGCAGAUAACUUCUGCUGUAUUACUCUAUGUGGGCUAAAACAGUAGUGCACGUCUGGCUACACCCAAGUGAUGUCACAGGAGAUGUUUGCCUUUGACACCAAAUGGAAAAUAUCAGGUGCAAUAUUCUUGCUUGAGUUGUGGCUGUAAGCACAAUGUGCUCUAAAGUUUGAACCUGCAGAGAAGAGCACAGGACAAGUUUUUGGUCUUUAUAGUUGAGUGUUGAAUUACCCUUUAAACCAUGACCAUGCCUUUCCCAAUCACUUUUCACUGUUAAAAGCACAGACACACACAUAUAUUCUUUUCACUGUUUGUAUAUUUGCGUGAGCUAUUAUAAACAUGUAGCUGGAGUAAACUGAAACUAACAGACAAGUAGACUCGUUAAUCCAGUGUGUUCUACUUAUCUGGACUCAUAGUUUUGAUCAGCCUCAUAAGAAGUUGAGAGUGUGGUAUGAGUCAGUGGAACUUACCAGUGAAUGCUGUGCUUUUUCAUGCUGUUUACGCUUUCUCAGAAGAUGGCUCCGGUUUGCCUAUUUUCUUUAAAAUGGCAGUUAUAAUCUGCAUAUUGGUUAUGCUGUAAUAAGAAAAGCUCCCAUUAACAGUCAUGUCUUAAAGGCUUGUAUUCUCACUGUGUGGCUGGGUGUUGACUGAAGCUUUGAGUGCUUUUUAAACCCCUCGUAUUGGACAAAUAGCACAAUUACUGAAUUUUAUUUAUAUAUAUAUAUAUAUAUAUAUAUAUAUAUAUUCCUUGCUUUUAAAGGGUGUAUUUAAUUUAAGUUACCUUAUGAUCUGAUAUUCUAUCAGUGAUUAGACUUUGAUAUGCUAAUACAGUGUUUGCUACACCUCUGACAGCAGCAGUAUGUGUUUGACACCCAGAUGAAUCCAACUGUAGCAGUAUACCGUACUAACAUACUAAUCUGUGAAUAGGGUGUGCUUCCACAAAAGCGUAGAGCAGCUGAGUUUAAAAUUAAGUGUUUUUUCAAAGUUUAAGUCAUAUAUAAAAAAAAGAAUAAAUAUGUCUUGCAUCAGUGAUACAUGAAAGCUGUAAAAAUUAACUAAGGUCUCCAAUUGUGACAGCCCACCUUUUAAUCUGGUAUCCAUGCUCUGUUUUUGUUACACCGCCAUUCAGUUUUAUGUAGCAAAAUACCUGUAGCAUCUGAAGAGAAGGAAAAAGUGAACUCCAAAGAAUCACGUAACAUAUCAGUAUUUAACUUACAGACUGGCUACCCAUCUAAAAAUACAGUUCAGUUCUGUCAUUUUGGGAUAGUUUAUUGUAGAUUAUUUCAUUUUUUUGAGCAAUCUGUUGUGAUGUUAAAGUUAACCUUAUAACAGUGCAGCUGACUAUAAAAUUUGCAACGUUUUAGUAUUUUAGCCUGACAGAUAUAUUGUGUUUGCUGACAAUGAACCACUGUUGCGCUGUAGACUCUGGGUUGAUGCUGUGUGUUAGCUGGCCAUCACUAUCAGACCAGGCCUUCUUCUCAGCAAGCUUCAAAAUCCUCCAGUCACAAGGGACUUCACCCAAAGCAGUCCGUUUUUUGGCAGUGCCAUCUAUGUUGUUGUUUUACUGCUGUGCCCUGCUAAUACUAUGAUCCCGUCUUAAAGUAUCGGUCGUUCUGUGAGUGAAUGACAUUUGCCUGUGCUGUUGGCAAACAUUGCUGAAGAGGCAAACAUUGAAUGUCACACUUCUUACCUGAAGGAAAAGGAUAAAGGAAGAAGCUUUUUUUCAUGUUACUUGCCCUCUGUUUAUCUAUGCUAAAGCCUUUAGUUGUGGGAAAAAACACUCAUAGAACAGGAGAACUUGGUCCAGAUUUUCCACUUCCGUCAACUUUAAAGUUAUAACUGACAGUGUGUUACACUUUCACACCAAAUACUGUCUGUGUGGUAAAUUGAUAACAUACAGUGCAUUUGAUAGAUAUUUAUUAAAUCCACAAACCAAAUAUCUAUAACCACAUACUUCCUUUUUGUUUACAGACUUUGUUUACAAAUGCUUUGGUUUGUAUUGUGCUAUAGUACUUAUGUUUUUGUUCAUGUAUUUAAUAUUUCAUUGUGUAGUGCUUUGUUUUCUGUUAAAGUUUGGAUGUGUACAGUUUUACCUCAACAAGGUAUCACUUGUGAGCUUCCUCUGGCUAGGACAAUUGUUAAAUGAUAAUCAAAAGAGCUAUUUAAAUGGCUGUUUCUGACGUGAAUAACUUUGAUUAACAUGCCCUGCUGAAAAUGUAUAUUUUGGAAUUGCACUGAAACUGCAUUGGUAGUUUGAAAAAAGAGGAUUUGUUGUUUUGUAUGCUUGUUAAAUUAAUAAACUUUCUUUUUUUUUUCAAAA